AUGGCACAGGCUGCGCCAGAACCCGAAAUUCUUAUGCCUCGACAAUUGACGCAGAACCUCUGCUCUAGUACGAACACGGCAUCCAUGAGCGCAAAUCUCAGCACAUGGCAGACGAACGGACUAUGCACCGACUUCUGUCGAGACAAGAACUACGCCUUUGCCAUUGUCCAGUGGCAGUCCUGCUGGUGCUCUGAUGUCGCGCCGGCCGCGUCCAGCGAAGCCGAAGUGAGCGACAAAUGCAACGAUAUCUGUCCCGGCUACGAUAUCGAGCACUGCGGCUCAAGACCCAACUACUACGGAUACCUGACGCUGGCGAAGACUCCUACCAGCACCGCCGGCAGCGGAGGUGACAGCUCGUCGUCGUCCAAGGCAGCAGCCAGCACUACUACACAAACUCCAUCGUCUCACCUCCACCACGUGUGA
Messenger RNA from Colletotrichum fioriniae, 423 nucleotides. Lineage: Eukaryota; Fungi; Ascomycota; Sordariomycetes; Glomerellales; Glomerellaceae. The record is from RefSeq and is a predicted model, not a curated record.